Molecule: messenger RNA, 1059 nt
Organism: Cotesia congregata
Lineage: Eukaryota; Metazoa; Arthropoda; Insecta; Hymenoptera; Braconidae
Source: the annotation of a GenBank genome assembly
GUGGAAGGCUCAAGAAAAUCAAUAAUAAGCCACUACGGGCUUUACCAAAAUUCCUACUCAUGCAGCAACGCACCUGGCAGCAUCUACGGCUACCCUACGACUACGACUACGACUACCCCCACUGCUAGUUAUUUGCCGGCGUAUCCCCACUUCCAGAGCCAGUUUCAAUUAAACGAAGACUACCGGCCGAUAUAUUUUUAUGUCGCUCAGCCCUACACCAUUCCUUACACCUUCGCCAAGCGCCCUAAGAGUAAUAAUAACAACAAUCACACCCUUUCUAUUGGACGGUCCACUAGGAGCAGGAGUCGGGUCAAGUUUUCUAAGAAAUUGAGCAACGCUGAAUUUUCUCAGAAGGUUAAGCAAGGCGAAUUUUCAAAGAGUUUGAAUCAAGUUCAGUUUGUAGAUUCUACAGUUAAAACUUCUCCAAAAGAAUUGCCAAGAAAACCAGUAGAUCCCGCAAUGACGUCCAUGUUCAGACGAGGAACAAUUUUUGCGACGUUUUUCCUCUCGCUGAUUGGCGGAGGACUAGUUUGUGCGGCGCUGGUGACUCAGCACUGGGUCGAAGCCAAAGCUUGGCGGACUCCUAACCCCCAUGAGAGCGCCGGGAAAAUUCAUUUUGGACUUCUCAAUGGAAAAAAGGAGCUCAAUGUCGCUUAUGGCUGGCGUACCUAUCACAUUACAGCUGCAGGAUUAUCAGCAUUAAUAGCAGUCCUAAAUACAGCAACGACUCCCAGAGUUAAAUUAUUGUCUGUACCUGGUGUUUAUAUAAUCAAUAGCCUAACAUUAAUAUUAUGUAUUACGAGUGUCAGUACGUGGUUGGCUCAAUUCUAUACAAAAUUACAAAACAACGUUCUGCCAAAAGAGGAUGUCGAUAAUAUGUGGACGAGUGAAGGUUCCGCGGAGCUAGGAUACUCCUUUUGGAUGGUAGUUAGCGCCGGGGUUGUUCACCUUAUCAGUAUCGCUUUGGUUGGCUGGGGAUCAGGAAGAGUUAAAGAAGAUCGUAUUGAGCACAUACCUGCUUUAGAAGAAAAAACAGCUGCGGCCAUAAUGCUCUAUUAA